AUGAACAGUUCACUCGACGCUGCUCGUCGCUCCAAAAUUGCUGUUGUCACAACACGACGUUGAACACAACGUUGAAGCCAAUCAAAAUAAUCGAAAUAUAUUCAACAAUUUCAUUCAAUUGAUGUGCAAAUUAAUACCGAAAAUCGAACGUGUUUCAAAUUCGUAUCCAAUGUGUAUACGGUUUUAGUUCGAUUUAAAGAGAAAUUUCGCAAAUAUGUUGGUAUUUUGUCAGUAAGAUUGGUCGCGCCGAUUUAAUUAAUAAGUUUGAAUCGAAUGUUCGAAAUAAUUUAUCAAACAAAUUUGAUUAAAUAUCGAAAAAGUGGAAAAUAUUGAGUGUAAAAUCGAGCCGAACACAAACAAGAGCAACAAGCUCCGGUUAACAUAGGCCGGUUUUGAACAGACACAAACCCUAUUUUUAAUGGCCAUACUACAAUCGUGCUGUUUCUGGAAGUCGUUGCGGAACGGAGCGUACGCCAGUGCGGUUUACACAUUCUUUUACUAUGGAAGCAUUUUCAUAAUGCAAGGCAGCUAUCUGUACAUGGAACGGGACUACAUAGCUGGAAAUGUGGAUACACCAAAGGGCAUGAGUUUUUUAGAGCGCGAAAAAGUUUCUUAUUCAUCUGUGAUAUUUAGCAUACUUCUAUUUUCCUGCUCAGCAUGUGGCGUAAUUGCGUGCAUGCUAGUCUUCUAUGGUUUGGCAAUGGACCAACGUAGCUUUCUCGUUCCAUGGAUUAUCAUCAUGGUUCUACACAUUUUGCUUGAAUUCGUACAUUUUAUAUAUCUUCUAGUUAUAGAUACGUUGCAAUUCGAACCGAUUACAGCUAUAAUGUAUACGAUUGACUUCUUCUUGUUAUGUCUCAAUAUGUACUGUCUCCUCUGCAUAAUAUCACAAUAUCAAGAAUACAAAGCAGGCCGUGGUUGUGAUCGACGGGUGCACGUCGAAUCAGAGCUUAAAGCACCUCAAACAUUGACACCUAAUUAUCAAAAUCAGCCCCAUAACAACAAUGACAAAUUGAUAACGAAAAGUCAAACGCUGGCCAAAUCAAUUUUCUACGCCAAUUCGACGAACAUAAAAGCAAGUCCUGUUCCAAAUAUAUCACCGAUUGGCCGAAGACGUUCAUCUAACAUGCUAAAGAAACACGUUCAAUUCCCCGAAGACUUUAAAUGUUUCGAAGAAGAAGAUGAAAUCUUGUGUAUUACCGACUCCAAUGGCAAUGGUCCCGGUCCAGUUGAUUCUCCGCCAACUGUGAACACACUGCAAUAUUAACAAAUAUCUAAGUAAUUCAAACGAAUUUGUUGGCGACGACAACAAAUUGUGCGGCAUCGAUUGUGCCAUUAUUACCAGUGGGUAGAGAACUUCCACUCACUCGUCGGCGAUUGGUUUGCGAUGAUGAUGAUGAUGAUGAUGGAAAACAAAAUGACCCACUCGUAUUUGAAAUGAUGCGUUGUAUUUUGUGAGAGAGAAAAAACCCAAUCUCAAACUAAUUAUUAAUUUAUUUUUAUAUAUUAUUUAUAUCGGUGUACUUCACCGCAAGCAAACAGAUUGACACCGAAAAUCAAUGGGAACAGUUGAGCGAGAAAGGAUUCUCAAUACGUUAAAAUUUAUGUACGAUGUCUAAAAACGAAACAAUUCCCGAACAUUACGAACAACAAAAGUGUAUUGGUUCGGUUAACGAGGACGACUAAUAUUGAUUGCGAAUCGAAUGGAUUACUAAGUGUGACUGAAAAUUUUAUAGAAAAAUAAAGAUUUUGUAAUUCAACCACGAUCUGUACAACAAAUUAUAUCUAUUUUCUUAUUUUGUAUCCGAAUUUCUUUAUAAGAGGAACUGGCUAGCAAACAAACGAACAAAAAUUAAAUAAAGAGA
Molecule: messenger RNA, 1865 nt
Organism: Sitodiplosis mosellana (orange wheat blossom midge)
Lineage: Eukaryota; Metazoa; Arthropoda; Insecta; Diptera; Cecidomyiidae
Exons: 8
Coding region: 419-1267 (282 amino acids)
Source: RefSeq, a predicted model, not a curated record